Messenger RNA from Oncorhynchus keta (chum salmon), 5882 nucleotides. Its product is annotated as MAGUK p55 subfamily member 2-like. The record is from RefSeq and is a predicted model, not a curated record. The transcript is spliced from 13 exons. Gene Ontology annotation, cellular component: cell-cell junction; plasma membrane. The coding region runs from base 188 to 1855 and encodes 555 amino acids. Gene Ontology annotation, molecular function: protein binding. NCBI's taxonomy places the organism in Eukaryota, Metazoa, Chordata, Actinopteri, Salmoniformes, Salmonidae.
CUGCACUGUCACACAGCCCAUUUCCCCCUUUAUCUCCAGCAACCGUGCUCAGGAGGGAUUUUACAUUUCAGCCGCUCCGUCUAGUUUUCAGCUCGAAUUGGACACUGGAACUAACUGAAGCAAGGUAACCUAACAGUUGACCUUACAAGAUUCGGAGAAGAGGAUUUGGGAGUACCAGAUUUCCAAAAUGCCUGUGGCAUCAGCCAACUCAGAGUCUGCCAUGCAGCAGGUUCUGGACACUCUGAGUGACAGCACCAGCUCCACCAUCGCCAAUGACCUGGACCUCAUCUUCCUCAAGGGCAUCAUGGAGAGCCCCGUGUUCCCGUCUCCCUGCUACCCUCAGGCCCAUGAGAACCUGGAGGAGUCCAGGCUGGAGGCGGUGAGUGACAACAACAUGGAGCUGGUGCAGGACAUCCUGAAGGAGCUCACUCCCCUCACACACAGGAACAAGGCUGCAGACGAACUGGCACGCAUACUGAAGGAGCCACACUUCCAGUCUCUCCUGGAAACCCAUGAUUCGGUGGCAUCCAAGACCUUUGAGACUCCUCCUCCCAGCCCUUGUUCCUUCAUGGACGCUGCCUUCAACACCCAGCCUGUUGCCCCAGACGCAGUCAGGAUGGUGGGCAUCCGCAAGGUGUCUGGAGAGCACCUGGGUGUGACGUUUCGGGUAGAGAGCGGAGAGCUGGUGAUCGCCCGCAUCCUCCACGGCGGGAUGAUCGACCAGCAGGGCCUCCUCCACGUUGGUGACAUUAUCAAGGAGGUGAACGCGAAAGAGGUGGGCAAUGACCCCAAGGUGCUCCAGCAGAUGCUGAAAGAGGCCAGCGGCAGUGUGGUGCUCAAGAUCCUCCCCAGCUACCAGGAGCCUCACACCCCACGCCAGGCGUAUGUGAAGUGUCACUUUGACUACGACCCGUCCCAUGACAACCUCAUCCCCUGUAAGGAGGCAGGCCUGGGCUUCAGCAGUGGAGACAUCCUGCAGCUUUUCAACCAGGAGGACCUCAACUGGUGGCAGGCAUGUCACCUAGUGGGGGGCAGUGCAGGCCUCAUCCCUAGCCAGCUACUGGAGGAGAAGAGGAAGGCUUUUGUCAAGAGAGAUCUGGAGCUGGUUACUACAGGUCCUCUUUGUUCUGGAAUGGGUGGGAAGAAGAAAAAAAAGAUGAUGUAUCUGACAACCAAAAAUGCAGAGUUUGAUCGGCACGAGCUGAGGAUCUACGAGGAGGUUGCCAAGGUUUCCCCGUUUCGCCGGAAGACGUUGGUUCUGAUUGGAGCACAGGGAGUAGGCCGCCGUAGUCUAAAAAACAAACUGUUGGUGUCAGACCCCCUGCGCUACGGGACCACCAUCCCCUUUACUUCGAGGAAACCCAAGGUGGAUGAGAAAGAUGGACAGAUGUAUUCGUUCAUGACUCGCACUGAGAUGGAUACGGACAUUAAGAACGGACGCUUCCUGGAGCACGGCGAGUACGACGGGAACCUCUACGGCACCAAGAUCAACUCCAUCCAUGAGGUGGUGGAUGCUGGAAAGAUCUGCAUCCUGGAUGUCAACCCACAGGCACUUAAGGUUCUGCGUACAUCUGAGUUCCUUCCCUACGUGGUGUUUAUUGAGGCUCCAGAUUAUGAGGUCCUCAAAGCCAUGAAUAAGUCUGCCAAAGAAGCCGGAGUGGUGACGAAGCAGUUAACGGACUCUGAGCUGAAGAGGACAUUGGAUGAGAGCGAGAAGAUCCAGCGUGCCUACGGACAUUUCUUUGACCUGAAAAUCAUCAAUGACAGCCUAGAGGGGGCCUUCUGCGGCCUGAAGACGGCACUGGAGAGACUGAGCUCAGAGCAGCAGUGGGUUCCUGUCAGCUGGGUCUUCUAAAGGCCAAUCAAUCAGAGGUCAGGGCUAGAGGUCAGGAGGUCAGAAUAGGGGUCAAAGGUCUGAGGAGUUGGCAGGCAGAGUGGGACCAAUUAGGAGAGAGUAAAUUGUAAAAGAGGUGAGUUUCCCUCAGCAGCGUGUAACGCUAUACGAUGUGCAAGUUACGUCAAUUUUAGUUCUGUUUCCCUUGUUUUGUAGGCUAAAAAUGAGCCUCAAAUUUGCAUCGUCCAAGUCAUGAAAACGUGGUCAUUUAAGAUAUAUGUGAAAUUGUAUACUCUAGCAUAUGAUGGAUUUCAAUGUAUUUGAUGGCCAAGAAGAAGCAUGAAGCCGAAAAGUGAAAUCCGUUUCAUUAGAACUACAAAUCUUUCGGCAGCUCGCCAGGUCUACAAUUAUUAUUUUUUUUGCAUUAAAAAAAAAGUACCGGCUGGCAAUGUUCAUUAACAAAAACCGCGUAAUCUAAUAUACAACACAUCAAACAGCCUGUAAGUAACGAGUUCUUCCUGUGAGAGUUAGCUACUGCGUGAUCUACAAUGUCACCCCACAUCCGGAAGAUGGAUAAAAAGAGGAUAAAAAUGUGUUUCAAACACUUAUUUGAUAGUGAGGGACACAUUCAACCCGACAUAUCAUACUGUCCUUGACAUUAUGGAUCUGCAUUUGUUGAUGGGAAAUGUUUUUUUUUUGUUAGUGAAACCCGAAUAGUUUACGUUUGUUUGAUGAAGGGAUCCAGGCUACAGUUCUUUCCACAACUUGGCAUCAAUAAAGAGUAAAAGUUCAAAUGUUUCAUGUAAAUCUUAAUAGAAAUGCCUAUUAGCAGGACCAAACGAGUAAGUUCUCGGCUAGAGCAUGCAUGCUCCGGCAUGCUGUCAAAGCAGCAGGAGACGAAGUUCAAAAGGAGACUUUCCUACCUUUCUGCCAUGUGUCUUACUUCUUGAGCGUCAAAUAUUUUUAGCGAAGGCAUUGAUAUGACUAAAUCACGAAUAUGAAUAUGAUAUGUCAUAAAUAUCUUAAAUCACAUUGUUUUCCUCAAUUUGAUUAUAAAAGUCUUCAUUACCAUUCAAAAGAUCUGGGCCCGGUUUCCCAAUAGUUUCCCCAAUAGUAACUUAGGCAUACGAGUGUUUUUAACAUUUCUAUCGUUCCUUACAACGGCCGAAUAUGUAACAUGCGUUUCCCAAAACACCACGCAGAGAGAAUGUUUGCUAAAUGCGUCGUUGGAGCGUGUGUCGAUACUGAUAGGGUCGAAAGAAAGGCAGUGCUGCUCUCGGAUCGGCUUUAGAUAUUUCAGGCUGCUUAUUCUAACACGUAUCCAAUAAUAAUGCACACAAUUUGGCACAUCAUUGCACAUGUUGCGACACAUAAUGACAAAUAGUGAGGCCAAAUUUACAAAGAGUAGCUGAACCUAAAAUAGAACUGAUUGAACAUAAAAUGUAUUUCAAUAUGAUUGAAAUACUGUACAUAGGUGUUAGGGUCGUCGUCGUGGAAAUGACCGGACCAAGGUGGAGCCUGGUGGGCGUACAUUUUCCUUUAUUUAAUAUAAAUGUCGCCAACAAAACAAGAAACAAAGAAACGACCGUGAAGCUUCCUAGGGCUAUAGUGCCACUAACAAAGUCAACUACCCACAAAAUACAAAGGAAAAAAGGCUGCCUAAGUAUGAUUCCCAAUCAGAGACAGCGAUAGACAGCUGUCCCUGAUUGAGAAACAUACCCGGCCAAAACGUGGAAACAGAAAAUCUAGAAAUAAAGAAACUAGAAUGCCCACCCUAGUCACACCCUGGCCUACCCACAAUAAAGAAUAAAUGCCUCUCUAUGGCCAGGGCGUGACAAUAGGCCCUUGCAGCCUAUAUUAUUUAUAUUUUAAUGCAGUCAUCUUAGUUUUCAUUUGAAGCAUUGUUUGUCAUUUGCUUGGUUGUAACAAUUGCAAAGACAUUGCCAACGUUGUAUUUGUAGUCGACUUCGUUGUGAAAUUAUCGGUGGUCACAGAGAGACAGCUAAACAUCUUAACUCUAUGUUUAGCGGAGAUCUCUGUAUGAGUGGGUGGUUAAGAUAGCGCCGACCAAGGGCGCCUCGCCUCGAGCUCUGAUUAAACAGGCUUCUACUUUUUGUUGUGUAUUUCUACAGUUUUUUUUUUCAAAUUUUCAUAAUCAUUUUACUUCAUGCAUUACUACAUACACCCGGGUAGAACUAUUAGAAUAUGAAUCACUUGGUACUCACCGUCCACCCCGACCUCCCCGAAUCCGUGAGAAAUUGAAACAAUGGACUAGCUUCUUUGGCGAGGUGCCUAGCUGCUUGCGAGGUCUACCUGAGAGUAAGGAAGCAAAGACACGAACGGAGAGUGGGAUCUUAGUGAGAUUAAGACGCUGUGCGCCCCGUCCUACAUUACCGAGCAUAUUACUCGCCAAUGUUCGGUCAUUAAAUGAACAAAAUUGACAAACUCAGAGUGAGGAUCUCCUUCCAGAGGGACAUCCGAUCCUGCAACAUACCUUUCUGAGAUUUGGCUUUCCUCCGACAUCCAAACGGAUUAUAUACAACCAGCGGGCUCUCUCUGGCAAGAGCAAAGGUGUUGGGCUCUGCUUUAUGACCAAUAAAGGACCAAUGGAGGAAAUGUACAUGAACUUGCGAGCUUCUGCUCCCCCUAUUUGGAAUACUUGGUUAUCAAAUGUCGCCCUUUUUAGCUCCCGAGAGAGUUCUCAGUCCGACACCUAAAAGGAUCUCAAAGAUCUUCAUUAGACCCUGAACAAACUGGAGACCUCGUUCCCGGAGGCAACGAUCAUUGUUGCGGUGGACUUUAACAAAAGUAAUUUGAGAGCUGUGCACCCAAAUUAUUACCAACACGACGACUGUCUAUUUUGUGGAAAUUCUACUCCUGACCACUGCUACACACCUUUCGACGUGGUUAUAAGGCCCUCUCCCAUCCUCCUUUCGUUAAAUCCGACCAUGACUCCAUCUUGCUUCUCUCCACCUACAAACAAGAACUCAAGAAGGAAGUUCCGGUGGACAGGUCUGUACAGAGUUGGACCAAUCAGAAUUAACGCUCCAAGACUGUUUUGAUCACAUGGACUGGAAUAUGUUUUGGGUCACCUCUGGAGAUAAAAUCAAUGAAUACGCCGACUCAGUCACCGGAUUCAUACGAAAAUGCAUAGAUGACGUGAUACCAAUAGUGUCUUUCAAAACGUUCCUGAAUUAAAAACGACAGAUUGAUAGCAGCCUUGUAGGAAAACUGAAAGAGAGCGAUGCUGCUUAUAAACAGGGCAAGGUUACCAGGGACAAAUAGUUUGGUUAAACAGUACAAUAAGACCUACUCUGAUCGAUUAAGAUGGCAAAACACAAGUAUAGGGACAAAGUGGAGAGGCAAUUCAGCGGGUCAAACACAAGGCAUGUGUGGCAGGUCACCAAUGCCACCCUACCGGAGGCGCUAAACACCUUUUUCUCACGUUUUGAGCACAAUGACCCUGAGCUGCCCAGGAAAGCCCAUGAUGACAAUGUGGGCUACACACUCAGUCUCCACUGAGGCCGUACUGCAGAUGCCAUUCUGUCAUCAUAAAGUGCUUUGAGAGGCUAGUCAAAGACCAUAUCACCUCCCUCCCCGACACACUCGACCCUCUCUUGUUCGCCUACCACCCUGGCAGAUCCACAAACAACGCAAUCGCCAUUGACACUGCACACUUCCCUUAUCCACCUGGACAAAAGCAAUGCACAAAGCAAUGCACAAACAAUAUGCCAUCAUAUUAUUAUAUGUGAGGAUGCUGUUCAUCGACUACAGCUCGUUCAAUACCAUAGUGCCCUAUAAGCUCAUUACAAAGCUCACGGCCAUGGGUCUGAACUCGUCCAUAUGUACCUGGGUCCUGCACUUCUUGACGGGUCUUCCAUCUCCCCCUGCCACUCCCCCAUGGACAUUUCCUCCCCACACCCCCUCAACGGUUAUUUACCUUACAUGCUUCUGUAUGGACAUUUUCCCCCCCAGCCCCCCAACUGACUUUUACUCUGGCCCCAUCAUUCAUCACUGUUGCAGUUGUUAAUAUAUAUAUUAUAGAUUU